AUGUUAAACUCUGUAAAACUAUGCUUGAGCUCACAAUUCAAGCAAGCAAGCGAGCAGCUGCUUGAAAAACUCAGCUUCUUCAGAAGCUGGAAGAGAAGGAAAACCAAGAAACUAGCUUCUGCUCAUGACUUAAGCUGGUUGACCUCAUCCAUGGAGGCCUUUAGCCAAUUGAAACACGUUUUCAAGCUCAUUGACACUAAUGGUGAUGGCAAGCUAUCCCCUUUAGAGCUGAAACAAGUGCUGCUGAGCAUCGGCCAUGAGAAGGCAAAUGCUCAAGAGGAAGCUGAAGGAAUAGUGAGGGAAAUGGACUUUGAUGGUGAUGGCUUUGUUGACAUGGAUGAGUUCUUGAUUGCUAUGGGAACUGAUCAGAAUCAAGAUGCAGCAAACGGGAUUUGCAGGGAGAGUGAGAUCAUGGAAGCUUUCCGGGUGUUUGAUGCUGAUAACAAUGGCUUGAUUUCUGCUAAGGAAUUGAAAAGUGUUCUUGAGAGACUUGGAUGUGGGAAGUGCAGUAUUAAAGAGUGUAGGAAGAUGAUCAGAGGGGUGGAUAGGGAUGGUGAUGGAUUUGUGAGCUUCGAGGAGUUUAAGUGUAUGAUGAAUGGUGGAUAUUGGUAG
Messenger RNA from Sesamum indicum (sesame), 612 nucleotides. Its product is annotated as putative calcium-binding protein CML18. The record is from RefSeq and is a predicted model, not a curated record. Gene Ontology annotation, molecular function: calcium ion binding. Lineage: Eukaryota; Viridiplantae; Streptophyta; Magnoliopsida; Lamiales; Pedaliaceae.